This is a messenger RNA of Suhomyces tanzawaensis NRRL Y-17324, 2274 nucleotides long. Its product is annotated as cysteine--tRNA ligase. Gene Ontology annotation, cellular component: cytoplasm. Gene Ontology annotation, biological process: cysteinyl-tRNA aminoacylation. Lineage: Eukaryota; Fungi; Ascomycota; Pichiomycetes; Serinales; Debaryomycetaceae. The record is from RefSeq and is a predicted model, not a curated record. The transcript has a single exon. Bases 1 to 2274 code for a protein of 757 amino acids. Gene Ontology annotation, molecular function: cysteine-tRNA ligase activity; ATP binding.
AUGACCACCGUCAAGAAAUCCGUCCAGCAGCCCCAGUGGCACGCUCCUCAGCCUCCUGCGUCUAAAACGCCGUUGAAGCUCUACAAUUCCUUGACCAGAACCAAGACUGAGUUCGUGCCCAUCGUCCCAGGCCACAUCUCAUGGUACUGCUGUGGGCCAACCGUCUACGACCACUCCCAUAUGGGCCACGCUAGAAACUACGUGUCGUCGGACCUCUGCAGAAGAAUCUUGCAGGACUACUUCGGCUACAAUGUCAAGUUCAUCCAGAACGUCACUGACAUCGACGACAAGAUCAUCAUUGCCGCUCGUCAGGAGUACUUGUUUGAAGAGAAGAUCGUGUCCCAGUUCUCUAGCGUGUCGGAGCAGUUGGCUGCCAACGCCGUGCAGUAUUUGCAGGCGUACUUGGCCAAGAACUUGCCAGAAUUCACUGGAGACAUCAACACCUUCGUCCAAUGGGCUGACCAGGUCGACGUUGCUGCCAUUGCCAAGGACAAGCCAAAGUUCCCCAUGUACAUUGCUGCCGCAAGAUUGGCCCACGGAGCCAUCUACGGCAACCAACCUGCUCUUGACAAGUACUUGGCUAGCAUCAAAGACAUCGCUAUGCCUGCUUUGGACGCUGAGUUCGGCUCCACGGUGACUGAUCCUUCCAUUUUCAGAAAGUUGCCCUACUACUGGGAGAGGAAGUUCGACGAGGACAUGGCCAAGUUGAACGUGUUGCCAUCCACCAUUACCACUAGAGUUUCUGAGUACAUUCCAGACAUCAUCGAGUACGUCGACAAAAUCAUCACCAACGGGUUUGCCUACGUUACCAGCGACGGCUCUGUCUACUUCGACACCGCCAAGUUCGAAAAUGACUCCAACCACGAUUAUGCCAAGUUGCAGCCAUGGAACAAGGGCGACAUGUCGUUGAUUAACGACGGUGAAGGCUCGUUGUCCAGUGGACAGGCCACCAAGAAGAAUCCAGCCGAUUUCGCGUUGUGGAAGGCCUCCAAGCCUGGUGAGCCUUCGUGGAGCUCCAAAUGGGGUGACGGAAGACCAGGCUGGCAUAUUGAAUGCUCUGUGAUGGCUUCCGACAUAACAGGAGAAACCAUGGAUAUUCAUUCGGGUGGUGUGGAUUUGUGUUUCCCACAUCACGACAACGAGUUGGCGCAAUCCGAGGCAUACUUCAACAACAAGCAGUGGGUGAACUACUUCCUUCACAAUGGCCAUUUGCAUAUCCAAGGCCAAAAAAUGUCCAAGUCCUUGAAGAACUUUAUCACCAUCGAACAAGCCCUCAAAGACUUCUCCAGCAGACAGUUGAGAUUGGUUUUCGCCUUGAGUUCCUGGGACAAGCCUCUCGACUUCAAGGACAGUUUGAUCCACGAAGUCAAGUCUUUCGAAUCCUCGUUUUCGAAGUUCUUCACAAACGUUAGAGCGUUGAACAACGACUACAAGCAUAAAAUCAGCGAAGGACAGUACGUGUCCAAGAAGGUUGGCCCCAAGGAAAAGCAGCUUUACAAUGACUUGAGCGAUUCGCAAACUGCAGUGCAUCUUGCAUUCAGUGACAAUUUGUCAACUUCUCAAGCCUUGAGAGUGAUCCAAGAUUUGGUUACCAAAACCAACACCUACUUACAAGAGACUUCUACUGGAGAAUCUGAAUUGCGCAUAGAAGUUGUAUUGCAAGUCACCAACUGGAUUGUCAAAAUAUUGAACAUCUUGGGAUUUGAGACUAGAUCAGAUAAGUUAGGAUGGGUCGAUUCCAACGGCGGAGAAGAUUCUGCUGGCUCGAAGGAGGACGUCGCUCUUCCAUACGUCAAGGCUUUCUCGCAAUUCCGUGACAAUGUCAGAACUUUGGCUAUCAACAAGUCGGAGACAUCCGAAUUCUUGAAGGCCACCGAUGCCAUCAGGCAAGAAUUGGUCAACUUGGGGGUGUCUUUAGAUGAUAGACCCAACGGAUCAGCCUUGGUGAAGUUUCUCAACGAACAGGAGAAGUUGCAAUUGAUCCAACAACAGGAAGAAAAGGAACGUGGCUUGGCGGAAAAGGAAAAGAAGAAGCAACAGCAACAAGCUGCCAACGCAAAGAAAGAGGCCGAGAGGUUGGCAAAGAUGAAGGUCAACCCCAAGGACUUGUUCAAGAACGACUUGUACUCGGAAUGGGACGAGUCAGGGCUUCCUACCAAGGACAAGGCGGGCGAAGAGGUGACCAAGAGUAUGAAGAAGAAGUUAUUGAAGCAGUAUCAACAGCAGGAGAAGCUCUACCAGGAAUGGUUGAAGCUUGGGGGCGAAGGUAACUGA